GCUAUCAGAUCUGUUAACUCCAUUCUCUUCUGCUACCGGUUUUUAAUUGUUAUUGGGGUAAUUGUUGGUGUGUUCAGGGAGUUGUGGGUAAAGUGUUGUGCUGUGGUUUUUUUUGAGAUGUCGCGAGAGGAUCAGAGUGGCUCGAAGGAGAAAAUCGAGGGGCGAAAAUCAGCGGCUUUUAGUAUCGAGAGAUUAUUGGCUCCCAAUCAUGACCCGCCGGUCGAUCAGUCAUCGAUUUUCCAAGGGAAAUUCAAAUCUUCGGCGGAUGAAUUUUACCAUCAUGAAAGGACAUUAACAGUAAUUGCAGACUCUUCAAUGUCCUCGACAGACGAAAUGGAGAGCCUUGAGGAGGGAAAUACCGUGGGUUCCACAACCCCCGAACCGGAAAUCAGCUACGAAGCCUGCACCAGCAGCAGCAGUGGAAAUUACCCUGGUGAAAUGGAUAGCAGUGACAAAGACAUCCAGGGAUGUUCCAGCGUGACCAGCGACGACGACAGAAAGAAACGACCGCGUACAGCUUUUACAGCGGCACAAAUAAAAUCCCUUGAGUCGGAAUUCGAGAGAAAUAAAUAUCUCAGCGUUGCAAAGCGAUUGCAGCUCAGCAAAAGCCUCAAGCUCACAGAAACACAGAUAAAAAUCUGGUUUCAGAACAGGAGAACGAAAUGGAAGCGGAAGUACACGAAUGAUGUGGAAUUAUUAGCGCAACAGUACUAUUCCAGCCUCGGAAUUCCAGCUCCUAGACCGAUUUUCGUUGGUGAUCGUCUGUGGUUCUUCAAUUAUCCUGGCCAACCCCAACCAGCUGCACCUCCUCUUCUACCUCCACACAUGGGACAUCUGUCCCUGCCCCCUGGACUACCAAUUGUCCAGCCACUGACCAGCAACUUAUCACCAGGAACUCAACACUCUGUUUUUCCCAAUAUUUCACCAUCCCACUCUCUUCAUCCUCUCACCCAGAGAAUUCACUUCAGAAGACAAGAUACGUGAGAAAUGGUAAAAAUAAAGAGAGAA
This is a messenger RNA of Fopius arisanus, 1008 nucleotides long. Its product is annotated as homeobox protein MSH-D-like. NCBI's taxonomy places the organism in Eukaryota, Metazoa, Arthropoda, Insecta, Hymenoptera, Braconidae. Gene Ontology annotation, biological process: regulation of transcription by RNA polymerase II; cell differentiation. The record is from RefSeq and is a predicted model, not a curated record. The transcript is spliced from 5 exons. Gene Ontology annotation, molecular function: RNA polymerase II cis-regulatory region sequence-specific DNA binding; DNA-binding transcription factor activity, RNA polymerase II-specific. Gene Ontology annotation, cellular component: nucleus. Bases 118 to 984 code for a protein of 288 amino acids.